This is a messenger RNA of Lactuca virosa, 702 nucleotides long. The record is from the annotation of a GenBank genome assembly. Lineage: Eukaryota; Viridiplantae; Streptophyta; Magnoliopsida; Asterales; Asteraceae.
AUGCAGGGUGGGAUAGCUAACAGAGCUGUUGGAGCGACUCGUAUUCCUCUCUCUCUCUCUCUCAUUUAUGCUAGUUGUUUGAUUGACUUGUCAGCUCGUGUAGAGAUGAAUGCUGGAAGCAGUAGAAGUCAUUGCAUCUACAUGUUUACUAUUCAGAAAGAAGUAACAAAUGAGAAAAGGGUGAGCAGUGGAAAGGUUGUUCUUGUGGAUUUGGCAGGAUCUGAGAAGGUUGAGAAGACAGGUGCUGAAGGGAAAGUUCUAGAAGAAGCCAAAUCCAUUAACAAAUCACUUUAUGCACAUGGAAAUGUGAUCAGUGCUUUGACUUACAGUCCACAUGCCAAAUCAUUACACAUCCCUUUUCGUGAUUCCAAGCUCACUCGCCUCCUACAAGAUGCUCUUAAGGAACCGACCUUUCUUGAUGGAACAAAGUUAAUUACUAUACAUGAUCCAGUAUCCUAUGAAAAUGGAAAUCUUGAAAUGGCUUUACAUGGAUCUUUUCUUCCAGUUCCUUCACUUGAAAAGUUUCCAAAUAUAGAAAGUUGUAAGCUUCCUGGAGAACUAAUCUUCAGACAUGGAUAUAUAAUGCUUAAUUCUGGAAGGGUGGUAGUGGUCCUUAAAGUAACUAACAAUGGAGAUAGACCAAUACAGGUUGGAAGCCAUUAUCAUUUUAUCGAGGUCAAUCCAAGUUUGAUUUUUGAUUGA